AUGUCAAUUAAAUUGAAUUCAUUAGGCUUAAUGAACAGACAAGUGCGAUGCUUCACAACGAUGGGCCGAUAUAUGAACAAAAUCAAAGUGCGGAACGCAGUUGUAGAUUUGGAUGGUGAUGAGAUGACGAGGAUAAUUUGGAGAGAAAUUAAGAAAAAGUUAAUAUUACCUUAUUUGGAUAUCGAUAUAAAGUAUUAUGAUCUUGGCUUGCCAAACCGCGACAAAACUGAUGACAGAGUAACACUGGAAGCCGCUGAAGCGAUUAAGAAAUACGGUGUGGGGAUCAAGUGUGCAACAAUUACACCUGAUGAAGCUAGGUAG
Molecule: messenger RNA, 321 nt
Organism: Loa loa (African eye worm)
Lineage: Eukaryota; Metazoa; Nematoda; Chromadorea; Rhabditida; Onchocercidae
Exons: 2
Coding region: 1-321 (106 amino acids)
Biological process (GO): isocitrate metabolic process
Cellular component (GO): mitochondrion
Molecular function (GO): isocitrate dehydrogenase (NADP+) activity
Source: RefSeq, a predicted model, not a curated record